Messenger RNA from Marasmius oreades (fairy-ring Marasmius), 2935 nucleotides. RefSeq lists its product as uncharacterized. The transcript has 9 exons. Lineage: Eukaryota; Fungi; Basidiomycota; Agaricomycetes; Agaricales; Marasmiaceae. Gene Ontology annotation, cellular component: cytoplasm. The record is from RefSeq and is a predicted model, not a curated record. Gene Ontology annotation, biological process: 'de novo' L-methionine biosynthetic process; transsulfuration; isoprenoid biosynthetic process. The coding region runs from base 433 to 2838 and encodes 801 amino acids. Gene Ontology annotation, molecular function: ATP binding; pyridoxal phosphate binding; mevalonate kinase activity.
GAAAUUUCAACGCAUCAUGAGGCGAUACGGUGUAUUCCGUACGUUGUACUGGUUCUUGUUCAGUGACCACAAGUAUGGGGCCUUCUGUCGACACAAAAAAUCGCCGUCUUUCGCACGACCUUCCCACUCCAGACUCUGAAUCCCCUCUACGAUCCAGGAAACCUUACAAACUCUCAACGUUGUGCGCGACUGUUGAAAAUCCUGACCAAAAGGAUCAAUAUGGAAGCAGUUCUGUACCGAUUUAUCAGACAGCCACGUUCAAGGGUGUUGGAGGCGAAUACGACUAUACACGCAGUGGAAAUCCGACCCGCAGUCAUCUAGGUGAGUUUUGACUUUUGGCAUCGAUAGACGUUAAUCUACACUUGUCUAUUCAUAGAGCAUCACAUUGCCAAAAUUUCCUCUGCUAGUCAUGCGUUCGCAGUUUCUUCUGGAAUGGCCGCAUUAGAUGUCAUUCUUCGUAUGCUCAAGCCCGGAGACGAAGUCAUCGCUGGAGAUGAUCUGUACGGCGGAACUAAUAGGCUUCUUGCCUAUGUACGCAACCACGGUGGUGUAACUGUUCACCAUGUCGAUACGACCGACCCAACGUCGAUCAUUCCAUGCAUCAACCCCACCAAAACAGCCAUGGUUCUCUUGGAAUCACCCACGAACCCGCUUUUGAAGAUCGCAGACCUCGCACUCAUAAGUAAAGAAGUCAAGGAACGAGCACCGGCAGCUGUGGUAGUGGUCGAUAACACCAUGAUGAGCCCGUAUCUUCAAAGACCUCUAGAACACGGUGCAGAUAUCGUUUAUGACAGCGCAACAAAGUAUCUCAGUGGACAUCACGACCUGAUGGCCGGUGUAAUCACCUGUAACAGGGAUGAGCUUGCCAAACAAAUAGCAUUUACCAUCAACGCUGCUGGGAAUGCCUUAACUCCAUUCGAUUCUUUCUUGCUUCUCCGAGGUGUUAAGACCUUGGCUGUUCGUCUCGAUCGUCAGCAAGCUACGUCGUCGCUCGUAGCUACCUAUCUUCACUCUCUAGGCUUUAAAGUGAACUACCCUGGCCUUCCAGAUCACCCAAGCCGAGAAGUACAUCAGCGUAUUUCAGACGGUAAUGGAGCCGUCCUGAGCUUUGAAACGGGUAGCAAGGAAAUCAGCGAGAAAAUUGUUGGGGGUACCAGGCUGUGGGGAAUCAGUGUAAGCUUUGGGUGUGUGAAUAGUUUGAUCAGCAUGCCCUGUGUUAUGUCACACGCUUCUAUCGAUCCGGCAACUCGUGCGGCUCGCGGGCUACCUGAAGAUCUCAUCCGCCUUUGCGUCGGUAUCGAAGAUUCUGCUGAUCUCCUGGACGAUCUAGAACAAGCUCUCAUAGAUGCCGGUGCAAUUACCUACAAUUCUCAACUCAACCGUUAUGUCCGAGUACAACCGGACGAAAUUCUUCUUGAGAAGGCUGUCGAGAAGUUAGCUAUAGGAAGUAUCAAGACUCGCCAAGAGUGGUUUGUGAGUGCCCCUGGUAAAGUCAUUCUCUUUGGAGAACAUGCCGUUGUCCAUGGUGUAACAGCGAUAGCAGCUUCUGUCGAUCUUCGAUGUUACGGGCUUCUGACUCCUAGGGAGGAUGGUAAGAUGUCUGUACAUUUCAACGAUAUUUCCAACUUCUACAAGGAGUGGGAUAUCGAUACUCUUCCUUGGAAGAAUGUUGCACCUCUAUCCAAAGACAAGAAUCACCCACCGGAACUUGAUCAGCCGCUCAUAGAACGUCUGUUGGAGGGCCCGCUAAAGCACCUGGAAUCCACUCGAGAAAGCACUUCCUCACUCGUACUCAUAUACUUAUACAUGAAGCUGAGCAAACCCGGCUAUAGACCCGGUUUCAACUUUACUGCAAGAGCCACUCUUCCGGUAGGAGCUGGUCUUGGUUCCUCUGCAUCCUUCUCUACUUGUGCCGCCACUGCAUUGCUACUAUUACAAGCGCGUAUAAAUGUACCAGAUUUACCUCCACCUUCUUCAGAUGGACAUAUCCACAUUUCUCACGAAGGCCGUCGUGCUAUUCCACCAAAGACAGCAGAAGAAAUCAAUAGAUGGGCAUUCAUCGCCGAAAAAAUUCUACAAGGAAACCCCAGUGGCGUCGACAAUAGCGUAUCUGUUUUCGGAGGCGCCUUGGCUUAUGUGAAGGAGGGAUUUGGGAAGAAGAGCGGAAUCGAGGCCAUUCAAGGUUUCAAAUCUCUUCGAUUUCUCCUUACAAACUCUAAGAUUCCGCGAUCUACUAAGCAGCUCGUCGCUGGCGUUGGCCAAAAGAAAAUUAACGAACCGGAACUUGUUCAGUCGCUCCUAAAUGCAAUACAAGUCAUAAGUGACGAGGCCAGACGCGUUCUUGCCGAUCCAGAAUUGAGCCGCGAAACCCUUCUAACAGCCUUAGCGGCUCUCAUUCGAGAAAAUCAUAGUCACUUGGUUUCCCUAGGUGUCUCUCACCCAGCCCUAGAAGCGAUCCGCGAAAAAACAGCAUCCCCACCGUACAACUUGAGCACUAAGCUCACCGGUGCUGGGGGAGGCGGAUGUGCCGUUACACUUGUUCCUGAUGACUUCACGACCGAUGUGAUGCAAGAUCUACUGGCUGAGCUUUCCGCAAACAACUUUGACCCAUAUCUGACCGCGGUCGGUGGUAGUGGGUUAGGCAUCCUCUCCCCCCAUGAUAAACAUAGAGUCAAACGCGCGGAACGUGCUGUUCCGGGACAAGUUACUCCCCCUAAAUCCCCUCGAGAGCAGUCAGUUGAAGUCUACGACGAUACUCUUCGGCCGUCGUUCGAGACGAUGACGAUCUCAGAACUUUCUGAAUGGGCGCAAGAGCUAGGACGGUGGCUAUACGUGUAAUUUUAAGUCCUAUCCCCGAUGGUGUAUGUGUGUACGAUACUCUAAUCACUGGUGUACAUAUACUAGAUUUAUAAAAACUCGACCGCUUGUGGACUGG